GCUAGCUCAAUCUCCCACAUUGAAACUUCUCCAGCAGCCACUGGAUAGUCUGCAUCAUGAGUCGCAAUUGGAUUCCGGCCCUUAUGGCCAUUGGCAUGGGUGUCUGGACUGGAUACUAUACCUUCCAGCCUGCGUUGCGAGAAUUGCAGUCGGAGAAGACGGGUUCUCAGAUUCCGCCGUCGCAAGACCAAAAGAUCGCUCCCACUCCCACGCCCAGUUCAGACAAGGAUUCGAACAAGCCGGUGACCCAACCCAGCGAAGCGAAGGCCCCCGAGGCUCAAAAAAGCUAGUUUACAACUGAACAAGUCGCUUGAAAUGCAUACAUUGAGACGCCGCUGGUCGGUGAUAUAUAGCCAGAAUAAUGACCGCAUUGAUCCUUUUGCGAGUUCAUGACUGUAUGGAAUAGAGGAUAAAGUCAUAAAUGGAGCCUGCACUGACUUCUCAGUAAGUGUUAGCAAUGACUGGGACAUUUUGUCUUGCGUAGGCUACCGAAAACAUGGACUGCAGUG
Messenger RNA from Aspergillus costaricaensis CBS 115574, 509 nucleotides. RefSeq lists its product as uncharacterized. NCBI's taxonomy places the organism in Eukaryota, Fungi, Ascomycota, Eurotiomycetes, Eurotiales, Aspergillaceae. Bases 57 to 290 code for a protein of 77 amino acids. The transcript is spliced from 3 exons. The record is from RefSeq and is a predicted model, not a curated record.